Molecule: messenger RNA, 633 nt
Organism: Anthostomella pinea
Lineage: Eukaryota; Fungi; Ascomycota; Sordariomycetes; Xylariales; Xylariaceae
Source: the annotation of a GenBank genome assembly
AUGUCCGGGUACAACCAGGUCGCAAACAGCGACACCAAGGCGGCGAGCAAGGAGGCCGACCACGAGGGCGAGGACUGGAAGACGCGCCCGCCCUACCGUAGCGCCGAGAAGAACGAGCACUUCGACAAGAAGUACACGGCUCAGUGCCACUGCGGCCGCAUCAAGUACUGGCUGAGCCGGGAGAAGCCGCUCGCCGCCAAGUUCUGCCACUGCACCGACUGCCAGGCGCUGCACGGCGCUCCCUUCCAGUGGGCCGCCAUCUUCCACAAGGAGGACCUGCACUUCGAGAACGGCGCCGAGGGCCUGGCCUUCUACAACUCGGGCACCAAGGAGACGCACUACGGCCUGCCCAUCAAGGUCAGCUGUGCCUACUGCCACGCGCCCAUCAUGGACGAGGGCCGCAACAUGGUGCUCAUGUUCCCAGCCAUCAUCAAGUUUGGCGACCCGGAGCGAAAGAAGCAGUUUGACCCGCAGUGCCACAUCUUCUACAGCCAGCGCGUGGUGGAUCUCCCGGAUGGGAAGCCCAAGUGGACGCGCCUGGACAAUGAUAGCGAGCUGAUGAAGGAUGUCGAGAAGCACGAGAUGGAGAGCGUGGUGGGCAAGCGAAAGGUCGAGCACGUGAGCCAGGAUUGA